AAGAUGUAAUUGUGAAUCUGGCAUUUCGUAGAAAGUGAAAGAUAUCACCAAAACAAAUCGCUAAAUUUCAUCAUAUCACAAAGAAAAGUGACGUUGUAUGUAUAAUCCAGAAUGACAAGUGGUUUCGACCACCUAAAAAUCGCAUUCGUUUAUGAUUCGUUACACUUCCGGCUAGUGCCGCAGACCCUGAAAAGAAAGAUUCAUACCACCUUCUACAAAUUUUUAUCAAACACGACGAUGUUUGAAGUCCGGUGUCAUGAAGGAAGUGUACCUACUCCAUUGAGGCAUAUGAGAAGGACCGGCACAGUAUGCUAAAGGCAUUGGAUCAUCAUGUAAAAGCAAUUUACGACAAUAAUUAUUGGUGAAUAUGACUAACAGGAACAGCAUGGUAGUGAAAUUUCACGACCCAUCAUGAUGACACGAAACGGAAAUUAGUAUGAUCAUCAACUAGACUUCGCUAGGCGCAAACGGAAACCAAAGCGUCCAUA
Molecule: messenger RNA, 488 nt
Organism: Amoebophrya sp. A25
Lineage: Eukaryota; Dinophyceae; Syndiniales; Amoebophryaceae
Source: the annotation of a GenBank genome assembly